AUGGAAAAAGAUGCAUGGAAAAUAAUAGCUGCUACAGCGCUAUUCACUGUGGCAAUGACUACAGUCGCAGACUGUGCUUGGACACGUUGGCAAACACAAGGGAAGGCAGUGGCGCAAGUGCAACGGAAUGAUGAAAAAGACGAAGAACAAACAAAGUCCAAAAUAGACAGAUAUCACCAAUAUGAUGAACAGUUCAUUCGCCAAUUUUUAAAGAACAAUAUUGGUUUUCUUGGUGAGGAUACGAUCGAAAAGCUAUCUAACCAAUACGUUGUUGUUGUGGGUGCAGGCGGUGUUGGGUCUUGGGUAGUCAACUCAUUGGUACGUUCGGGAUGUCGAAAGAUCAGAGUCGUGGAUUUUGACCAAGUUUCAUUAAGCUCAUUAAAUAGGCACAGUUGUGCUAUACUAAAUGACGUGGGUACUCCCAAAGUGGAAUGUUUACGAAGACAUAUGCACGAAAUUGCACCAUGGUGUGAAAUUGACCCAAUUAAUGAACUGUGGACCAUCGAAAAUGGCGAAAGAUUGACCCUUGGAAACGGCGCUCCUGAUUUCGUCGUGGACUGUAUUGAUAACAUUGAAACAAAAGUUGACUUACUAGAGUUUGCCUACAACUGCGGCAUUAAAGUGAUUUCCUCCAUGGGUGCUUCUGCCAAGAGUGAUCCUACAAAACUUAACGUGGGCGAUAUAGCGACUACUGAAGAAGACCCUCUUGCGAGGGUAGUAAGAAGGAAACUGAAGAAAAGAGGUAUCCUUUCUGGUAUCCCUGUGGUGUUUAGUGCCGAAAAGCCGGAUCCCAAAAAGGCUAAAUUAUUGCCUUUGCCUGAUGAAGAAUACGAAAGAGGAAAAGUUGACGAGCUCAGCGCUUUGAAGGAUUUCCGUGUAAGAAUUUUACCAGUUCUAGGUACUAUGCCAAGUUUGUUUGGAUUGACCAUAACCACAUGGAUCUUGUCUAAUAUAUCCGAUAAACCUUUGGAACCUAUCGAGGGUAAAAACAGAAUCAAGGUAUACGACGGUAUAUAUCAGUCAUUGACUGGCCAGAUGAGCAGAGUCGGUAGACCAACCCAACGGAUACCAUUAGCUUUGAAGGAUGUUAGCUACCUGGUUGAAGAAGUUUUUAGGGGUAAAUCUCCAAUCAGCGGAAUUUCCACUAGACUAACUCUAUCUAAAUGGGAUCCCUCCAAACCUAUUUCGUUGCAAAAUGUAACCGUUCUAACCAAAGACGAACAAAGAGAACACGAAAACCGUAUUUUAAAAGGCAACGAAAGUUUAAGUGAUGUUUAUGAUGCGGAUGUUCUGGAACUGGUUUCACAAAGGUUUAAAGAAGAAGCUUACUAUUCUCAGUUUAGAUGA
Messenger RNA from Saccharomyces eubayanus, 1347 nucleotides. It is a transcript of the gene TCD2, whose product is annotated as tRNA threonylcarbamoyladenosine dehydratase. NCBI's taxonomy places the organism in Eukaryota, Fungi, Ascomycota, Saccharomycetes, Saccharomycetales, Saccharomycetaceae. Gene Ontology annotation, biological process: cyclic threonylcarbamoyladenosine biosynthetic process. The record is from RefSeq and is a predicted model, not a curated record. Gene Ontology annotation, molecular function: tRNA threonylcarbamoyladenosine dehydratase activity; ubiquitin-like modifier activating enzyme activity. The transcript has a single exon. Gene Ontology annotation, cellular component: mitochondrial outer membrane. Bases 1 to 1347 code for a protein of 448 amino acids.